This is a messenger RNA of Rhipicephalus sanguineus (brown dog tick), 960 nucleotides long. RefSeq lists its product as uncharacterized. Lineage: Eukaryota; Metazoa; Arthropoda; Arachnida; Ixodida; Ixodidae. Bases 1 to 960 code for a protein of 319 amino acids. The transcript has a single exon. The record is from RefSeq and is a predicted model, not a curated record.
AUGGCGAACUCGGAACAGCUGCGUAAGAAGCGUGGUGCACUCAGGGCUGGCGUCACGCCAGCCCUAACACAGUUAACGGACCUGCUACAGCAAACGGAUCCCGACCACUCGGAAGUUAGCGUGCAAGUUGACUACCUCAAGGACAGGGAAUCAGCGUUAUCGACGCUGGACGACGCAAUUCUUGCAUUAACAGAUGAAGAGAACCUUGACCGCGAAGUUGAAACGGCACAGGAUUACAGCGACAAGAUCAGCUACGCUAUAGCGCGCGCCAAGUACUGGCUCCAAGAACGUCAACAGGCUACCAGGACACAUGCUCAAGCUUCUGGAUCCGGAUCAAGCAAAUUAGAGCUUCCGAAUUCCGUCGACGCUCCGGACCAGGUGAGAGAGCAGCGUCAGCGAUCGGUUGUGCUGCCUAGACUACAGAUACCUACGUUCGACGGCAACCUGCGUGAAUGGCAGCCCUUUUGGGACCAUUACGACGCCACGAUCCACCAGAAUGACGAAUUACCGCGCAUCGAAAAGUUUAAGUAUUUACUCACGUACUUGACCGGCAGCGCGAAGCGGUCCAUCGAAGGCAUCCGGUUAGCCGAACAGAACUACGACCUCGCAAUUAAAACGCUUACGGAUCGGUUCGGACGGCGAGAUCUUCUGAUUAAUGAACACGUCGAUCAUCUUUUGGCGUUAAUUCCCGUGAAGAGCUCAUCAGAUGUUGCCAAACUUCGUACACUCCACGACAACGUGCAGUUCCGAGUGAGCGCAUUAGAAGGCCUUGGAGUAUCACCGGAUCAGUACAUCGUGGUGUUGAAUCGCGUCAUGAUGCGCUGCUUGCCAGACGACCUGGCUAUUAUGCAUCGACAAAAGACAAAAGAAGAUGACCGCGCAACGAGUGGUACUGAGACCCCGGAAGACCGAAUGCGUCGAGCGAAGGACCUUCUAACCUUCCUUCGCAUCCAAGUAUAA